Chinchilla lanigera (long-tailed chinchilla) is the source of this 3571-nucleotide messenger RNA. It is a transcript of the gene Trim35, whose product is annotated as tripartite motif containing 35. Gene Ontology annotation, molecular function: protein binding; zinc ion binding. The transcript has 6 exons. Gene Ontology annotation, biological process: innate immune response; positive regulation of apoptotic process. Bases 18 to 1499 code for a protein of 493 amino acids. Lineage: Eukaryota; Metazoa; Chordata; Mammalia; Rodentia; Chinchillidae. The record is from RefSeq and is a predicted model, not a curated record.
AACCCGCCUUGGAAGCGAUGGAGUUGAGUCCGGUCUCGUUGUCUGGGCCUUCUAGCUCUUUCAAGGAAGAGCUUCUAUGCGCCGUCUGCUUCGACCCGUUCCGCGACGCGGUGACGCUGCAGUGUGGCCACAACUUCUGCCGCGGGUGCGUGAGCCGCUGCUGGGAGGUGCAGACGGCGCCCUCCUGCCCGGUGUGCAAGGCCCGCGCGUCGCCCGGCGACCUGCGCACCAACCACACCCUCAACAACCUGGUGGAGAAGCUGCUGCGCGAGGAGGCCGAGGGCGCGCGCCGCGCCGGCCACCGCUCCCCGCGCCUCUGCCGCCCGCAUCGCGGCCAGCUCGGCUUCUUCUGCCUGGAGGACAAGGAGCUGCUGUGCUGCCUGUGCCAGGCCGACCCCCGGCACCAGGGCCACCGCGUGCAGCCGGUGAAGGACACUGCCCACGACUUCCGGGCCAAGUGUAAGAACCUGGAACACAUGCUGCGGGAGAAAGCCAAGGCUUUCUGGGCCAUGCGGCGUUCCUAUGAGAACAUUGCCAAGCACAAUCAGGUAGAGGGUGCCUGGCUGCAAGGCCGCAUCCGGGAAGAGUUUGAGAAGCUCCGAGAGUUCUUGAGGAAGGAGGAGCAGGCCACCCUGGAUGCCAUGACCAACGAGGCCAGACAGAAGCAGCUCCUGGCUGACCAGAAGAUGAAGCGGCUUGAGGAAGAGACUGAGAUGCUGGCCCAUGAGAUCGAGCGGCUGCAGGCGGAAAUGAAGGAGGACGACAUUUCUUUUCUCAUGAAACACAAGAGUCGAAAACGCCGGCUCUUCUGCACCAUGGAGCCGGAGCCUGUCCAGCCAGACAUGCUUGUUGAUGUCUGCAAGUACCUCGACUCCCUCCGGUACCGGGUCUGGAAGAAGAUGAUUACAUGUGUGGAAUCCGUGCCCUUCAGCCUGGACCCCAACACGGCAGCUGGCUGGCUUUCAGUGGCUGACGACCUCACCAGCGUCACCAACCACGGCUACCACGUGCAGGUGGAGAACCCAGAGCGCUUCUCCUCGGCGCCUUGCCUCCUGGGCUCCUGCAGCUUUUCGAAGGGCUCUCACACCUGGGAGGUGGCCCUGGGGGGGCUGCAGAGCUGGCGGGUGGGUGUGGUGCGGGUGCAGACGGAGGAGGGCGCAGAGGGCCACUCGCUUAGCAACUACCACGACAUGCGCUCCGGCUUCUGGUACUUGUGCCGCACACAGGGCGCAGAGGGGGACCACUGUGUGGCCUCGGACCCGGCGACGUCCCCCCUGGUCCUGGCCAUCCCACGCCGCCUGCGCGUGCAGCUGGAGUGCGAGGAGGGUGAGCUGUCCUUCUACGAUGCUGAGCGGCACUGCCACCUGUACACCUUCCACGCCCGCUUCGGCGAGGUGCGGCCCUACUUCUACGUGGGGAGUGCGCGGGACGACAGGCCCCCUGAGCCUUUGCGUAUCUGCCCGCUGCGCAUCAGCAUCAAGCAGGAGCUGGACAGCUGAGCAGGCCUGGGCCUCGUCUUGAUGCCCACCCCGGCCUGGAUGCCUCUGCCCUCUGCCUUCGGGCAGCGUUCCCCACAAACCCUGUCCUGUCUGGGUUUUGCCCCUUCUCCAUAGUAAAAGCCCCCAGGAGGCCUCUUGCUGGGCCCAGGCUCUGCCCGGAGUUGGGGUGCCUUCAGGGUGUGAAUAUUCUGAGCCUCACUCUAGGACUUUGCUUCAGGAAGGGGCCUGUUUGUCCUGCACUGUAGGUGUCACUAUUUCCCAGGUUUGGUGAGGCCUGUCAUCUGGAUGACUGCCAUUGGAAAGACUUCAUCACUGUUCCCAAGAGAAGCGGGGAGGCUCCACAUUGGGCCACCGAGGGCCUGGCAGGAGGCAGGGCAGCAAGGAGGGAGUACGGCCAAAGGCUUUGUCAUAGUUCUCUGGGAAGCAAAGGCAGGGUGCAGAGGCUUGGGAUGGGCCAGUCUGAGUAGUUGCAGCGGGUUCUGGGGUGUAGAGGCCGCCCCGGAAGGACUGACAGUUGCCCAGGAGAGCCCUGGGAAGCAGGUUCAGGAGGCAGUAGGGGCCGGACGCUGGGCUGGUAGGUGUCAGGGGAUUGGCUGGCUUGGGAGGGGCCUGUGGAAUCCCCAGGUCCAGCGCUUCAGGAACACAGUAAGAGCAGCGCAGUUCGUGCAGGGCCUUGCGGUGGCUUCGGGGCUCAGCUUGCCUGUCGCCUUCGGUUACUGUUUAAAACUGCUGCACAGGUCUCACCGGGCAGGCUGAGGCAGAACUCACUGGCCCUGUUGAUCAGCUCUGUUUUUCUGUUUAUAUUUGAAUAGACAGUUUCCUCAGAACCAAGGGUUCCAGAGCACUUUUCUUCCCACACGGUCUCAGUUUCCUCACUGGUGAGAUGAUAGGACUGGCAGACAGUGUCCUUAUAUAAUUGCCAUGGAGGAGGUUCCUCCGCUUAAGUCUUUCCGAGGUCUGAGAAGGGAAGGAAGGAAGAGGCCCUUUGUAGUUAGGAAGAAGAAAAGGGGUGCAGUCUGGGGGCCCCACGACUGUGACCCAAGACCCAAUUGCGUGGGAUGGGGAGGCAGACACCCUCGUCUGUGCUGCUUUCUUGUCUUCCCUUGCUUCAUCCGCCCGACUGCUUUGGCACUGCCGCCUCUUGGGGCUCCUUCUCUCCCCCUGCCGUGUGCCUCCACCUUUUCUUCCUCAGCCUGCAGGUAGUUUCUAGUUGCAGCCCAGGAAGCCAGACAGUAAAAGCAAACAUUUCACCAUGGGUGUGGUACUCUAACAGGUCACAUUCCCAGCCAAGGAUGGGCAUCCUACCUCUUGCCUGUAUCCCCCACUUCAUAAAAACUGACAUUUUAAACACAGUAUGACCCAUGCCCAUUAACUGGUUAUCAAUGUCUUGUGCACAUUGGUUAUGUAACAAGUGGGGGGUCACGGGGAGGGGCCAGGUUGGAGCUGCCACUGCGAUUCCAGCCAAGUUGGGAGAGCAGAGGAAGUUGACCACUGGCCCGUGCGUUUCAGGUGCUCAGGCCCAAGAAGGCCCCUGGCAAUUCGGGAGCCAAGCAGGUCUGAGAGUGUACGCCUUCUGCUAUUGAGUGUUUACCUGUCGUGUACAGUUUCUGUAUAGUGAACUUGACCUGAAACUACUUUGUUAUCAUAGAGUUUAAAAGUGUUUUUAUUUUUACCUUCGAUGCAAUUUUUAAAAAAACAUUAAAGAUAAUUUGAUCUGGAUACGGUGAUGCACAUUUGUUAUCCCAUCACUGUGGGAAGUUGAGGCAGGAGGAUCACAAGUUCAAACCCAGCCUGGGCAACUUCGGAUAGCUUAGGCUUUUUCCAAAAAAUAAAAACUAUACAUUCUUUUAAUAUACGUUUCAAGUUCGUCCAUGUUGUAGCAUGUAUUUAUUCCUUUUGUUGUAAUAUUGAAUGGAAUGAUACUACAUUUUAUUUAUCAGUUGGUGGGUUUUGGCUGUUUCUGUUCUUGGCUCCUAUAAGUAAUACUACUGUGAACAUUUGUGUACAGUUUUUAUGUGGACAUGUCUUUAACUCUUUGUGGUAAAUAAAUACCUGGGAGUAGAUUCGCCAGA